Canariomyces notabilis is the source of this 2168-nucleotide messenger RNA. RefSeq lists its product as uncharacterized. Lineage: Eukaryota; Fungi; Ascomycota; Sordariomycetes; Sordariales; Chaetomiaceae. Bases 321 to 2003 code for a protein of 560 amino acids. Gene Ontology annotation, cellular component: cytoplasm; mitochondrion. The record is from RefSeq and is a predicted model, not a curated record. Gene Ontology annotation, molecular function: ATP hydrolysis activity; ATP binding. Gene Ontology annotation, biological process: protein quality control for misfolded or incompletely synthesized proteins. The transcript is spliced from 4 exons.
UGCAACCUGCUGGAACGACAAGCUGGUCCUGGGUAAUACCUUGCGGCUUAGGUAGGACGCCAUCAGCCUGUUCUCUGCUCUGUCUGAUCUAGGCGCGUGUUGCUGGCGGAAUUAGAUUUUCGGUCGACUCGGCAUUGGUUCGGCAUUUCAAGCUCCCUCAUCCGCGACCUGCGAGCUCUAUACUAGCAUGUGUGCUGCGCCCUAGAACGAACGACACACCUCCCUCCAUUGUCCACCUAUAGUGCCGAGAAGAAGUGAAAAUUGUCUUCAACGACAUUCGUCGCCUCUUGCCGGUAUUGAGGAGAGAACCUGAGCCUGCGAUGCCACGGCCGACUUCCAGGCUGUGGCAUCCAAUGCUGCGACCGAGAAGUGCCAUGCGCCUGCACCCGUGUCUAUUCCCUCCGGGGACAGUAUUGCGACCGAUACAUAGCCGUGUGCGACGGCGCACCAUGUGCACCGCAUACAGAUGCACAAUGACUGGCCAGCCGGCGCCUUACAGCCCUCUGGCCAUAGCGAUCCGUCCAACGCUUCCAGGCUCGAUUGUUAGAGGGCAGAGAGGGAGAAAGGCGUCAUCGAUCGCAGCGGCCGCGACCGAGAAUACCAACACCGAGGAUAUUGGUCCCAUACAAGAGUACGAUAGGCGGGUCAUGAAUGGUGUGCUCCGAAACGAUGAGCAUCAGAGAGGCAUCAUUCAAAGCCUCCAGCAUCUGCACGAAGAGCUCAAGCAUUACUCUGCACCGCCCGUCGUCCAUCCGACGCUAGAAGCUGUCAAACCGGCCAAGUCGCUCUUUUCAUGGUUUGGCAGUAGCAGCAAAACGCCUAUCCGGAAGAUCCCAAGCAACCUCCCACGUGGGCUCUACCUGUACGGGGAUGUCGGCAGUGGCAAGACAAUGCUCAUGGAUCUGUUCUACGACACGCUUCCCCAAUCGGUGCGGUCCAAGACAAGGAUACACUUUCACAAUUUCAUGCAGGAUGUACACCGGCGGCUGCACAAAAAGAAGCUGCAAUAUGGAAGCGAUGUCGACUGCGUGCCGUUUGUGGCGGCCGAGAUCGCAGAGCAGGGGAAUGUCUUAUGUUUUGAUGAGUUCCAGUGUACCGAUGUCGCUGACGCCAUGAUUCUGCGGCGACUGCUUGAAUCACUAAUGUCUCAUGGUGUGGUGCUGGUGACAACCUCCAACAGGCACCCAGACGAGUUGUACAAAAACGGAAUACAACGCGAGUCGUUUAUCCCGGCCAUCCAGUUGCUCAAAAGCCGCCUGCACGUCAUCAAUCUCGACUCGACAACCGACUACCGCAAGAUUCCGCGUCCGCCGUCAGGCGUCUACCACACUCCCCUCGAUGCCCAUGCGGCCUCGCAUGCCGAAAAGUGGUUCCGCUUUCUGGGCGACCCGGACAGCCCCGAGCCGCAUCCGGAGACGCAGAGGGUGUGGGGCCGCGAGAUUAUUGUGCCGCGUGUCAGCGGCCGCUGCGCGUGGUUUACUUUUGACGAGCUCAUUGGCAAGCCGACGAGCGCAGCGGACUACCUGGAACUCAUGCGAUCGUACGACGCCUUCAUUGUGACCGAAGUCCCCGGCAUGACGUACCGCCAGCGGGAUCUGGCGCGGCGCUUCAUCACCUUCAUUGACGCCGUGUAUGAGUCGCACGCUAAGUUGGUGUUGACAACUGCGGUGCCGUUGCAGGAGUUGUUCAUUUCCAAGGCCGAGAUCCGCGAGUCGCUCAUGAAGGACGGGAAAAGCGGGGAGUUGGCGGAUGACAAUGCCGUGGAGGAUGUCAUGAGCCACAUGAUGGAGAAUCUCGACCAUAACGUGGAGCAACUGUCCAAGUCGAACCUUUUCACAGGUGAUGAGGAAGCCUUUGCGUUUGCGCGCGCUCUCUCGCGUCUGAGCGAGAUGGGCAGUAAGCAGUGGGUUGAACGUGGCAUGGGUCUUGAGAGCCAGGGUGGCAAGCAGGAGAGGGACAGCUGGUCCAAGACCAGGAGCAAGCAGAUGGAGGACAGCAUGUAAAGAGGAGCUCAUGAUACCCACCAUGUCCGGUUUCCCUAGCGUGUCAUGCAUCAGCACGAGCGAGGCGCAACACAUAUUUUGGGUAGGCAUUGUCAGCUUUGAGCUUGGGAACAGCUGGAUGCCAGCUUUUGAAGAACUCCUUGCCGUUUUCUUCUGAUGUUCCCU